UAAUUUGUUACCAACAACGAAGACCUACAACCUUAUGCUGCAGCAAAAGCUCGAGAGUAUCUUGACAAACCUGCCAUACAUGAGACAAUGAUUAAGGUCAGUGCAUAUUUACUUGGGGAAUUCGGACACCUUUUGGGUAGACGGCCUGGGUGCAGCCCAAAGGAACUAUUUAACAUCAUACAUGAAAAGCUUCCUACUGUAUCGAUUGCUACUAUAUCUAUACUUCUGUCAACAUAUGCUAAAAUUCGGAUGCACUGUCAACCACCAGACCUUGAACUGCAGAAUCAGAUAUGGGCAAUAUUUAAAAAAAUAUGAAAGCCCAAUUGAAGUUGAAAUACAACAACGAGUAGUCGAAUACUUUGCUUUGAGUAGAAAAGGUGCAGCCUUAAUGGAUAUAUUGGCUGAAACGCCUAAAUUCCCUGAGAGACAGUCUGCAUUAAUUAAAAAGGACGAAGAUACUGAAGUUGAUACUGCGGAAACAAGUGCCAUUAAGUUGCGUGCUCAGUAACAAUCUCAAACAUCAAAUGCUUUGUUGGUAACGGACCAAAGUCAAGCUAACAGAGCUCCUUCGCAUGUCGGCUAACUCAGUCUUGUAAAGAUGCCCAUCACAAGCAGUAAUGUGGGUGAUAUUUCAGCAGAUCAAAGAUUAUCCCAGGAUAAUGGGACUUCGAAUAACUUGGAUUCUCAACAACUGUUUGCAGAUCUUCUUGGUGAUCUGUUGGGUCCUCUGGCUAUUGAAGGCCCUCCUAGUAGCAGUGACCACCCUCAGCCAAGCUCGUAAUGCAGAGUACAAUCCCAAGCGUUUUGCUGCUGUAAUUAUGAGAAUCAGAGAACCGAAAACAACUGCACUUAUCUUUGCUUCUGGCAAGAUGGUUUAUACUGGAGCCAAGGGUGAGCAACAGUCUAAACUGGCAGCAAGGAAGUAUGCGCGUAUCAUCCAAAAACUUGGUUUCCCGGCCAAAUUUAAGGAUUUCAAGAUCCAGAACAUUGUUGGCUCCUGUGAUGUUAAGUUCCCGAUACGGUUGGAGGGUCUUGCAUGUUCCCAUGGUGCUUUCUCUAGUUAUGAACACAGAGCAGAUAUCUGGGGCUCUUCUGAUGCAGUUGCUGUUGCAUGUCCUCCACCUUCAGAAGAUCUAAGAUACCUGAAAUCUACUGCUCUAUUCUCGUGGCUCCUUGGAUUUGAGUUCCCGGAAACAAUAAUGGUCUUCACAAAGGCGCAGAUCCAUGUAUUGUGCAGCCAAAAGAAGGCAUCUAUUAUCGAAUCUGUCAAAAAAUCUGCCAAAAAGUCAGUUGGUGUGGAGAUUGUAUUGCAUGUCAAGCCUAAAAAUGACGAUGGAGCUUCUCUUAUGGAUGCUAUUGUCCGGGCCAUCCGUGUUCAGUCAAAGUCUGAUGGCCAUGAUUCAUCCACUGUUGGACACAUAGCUAGGGAGGAACUUGAAGGGAAAUUGCUUGAAGCAUGGGCUGAAAAAUUAAAAAGUUCAAAAUUUAAUCUGAGUGAUGUGGCAAAUGGGUUUUCUGCAAAAAGUAAUGAAGAAAUUACAUCCAUCAAGAGAGCCGCAUACCUCACAACCAGUGUGAUGAAGAACUUUGUAGUUUCAAAGCUUGAGAAUGUAAUUGAUGAAGAGAAGAAAAUUUUACAUUCCACAUUGAUGGAGGAGACUGAGAAAGUUAUACUGGAGCCUUCAAAAGUCAACUGUAAACUGAAGGCAGAUAAUGUUACCCUCCAAUUUUUCAGAGUGGGGGGAAGUUUGAUCUUAGGCCUAGUGCUGUCAGCAACGACGAGGCACUUUACUACGACUCUGCCAGUGUAAUUAUAUGUGCUGUCGGUGCCCAGUACAAGAGCUACUGCUCAAAUAUAGCUAGGACCUUCUUGAUUGAUGCAGACCCUAUUCAAAGUAAGGCUUAUGAGGUUCUUCUUAAAGCACAUGAGGCCACUAUUGGUUCUUUAAAGCAUGGAAAUAAGUUGAGGUGCUGCUACUGCUGUUUCUACUGUAGUUUUGGCAUGUCUCAGCUGGUUCUUUCAAUGGCAGCUUUGUCUUGCAACGGUGGUAGCCGCGUUUGCAUCGUGUAGACAUCAUGCCGCUGUUGUUUGCUCUGCAGCUUUUGGUGGUGGUUGCUUGCUGUAUUUUGGAAGUUCGUAUUUCUGUUUCGCUGUUCGAGCUGCAAGUUUGUUUUAGAGGUUAGCUUUUGGAGGCCUUUGCAUUGCCGGCUGUCGUUUUGGAAUUUCCUACUAUGUACAUGUGGAUGG
Molecule: messenger RNA, 2248 nt
Organism: Lathyrus oleraceus (garden pea)
Lineage: Eukaryota; Viridiplantae; Streptophyta; Magnoliopsida; Fabales; Fabaceae
Product: FACT complex subunit SPT16
Exons: 1
Coding region: 618-1811 (397 amino acids)
Biological process (GO): DNA-templated transcription initiation; transcription elongation by RNA polymerase II
Cellular component (GO): FACT complex
Molecular function (GO): nucleosome binding; DNA binding
Source: RefSeq, a predicted model, not a curated record